AUGCCCACCAAAACCCCCACCCCAACCGACUUCCCCUCCCACCUCAAAGUAACCAUCACGCACCCACCGACGCCCUCCACCGCCCCAGCCCCCAAUAUUCUCCUCCUCCUCCACGGCCUUGGCGACACAGCCGCCGCCUUCACAUCCUUCGCGCGCGCGCUGCAGCUCCCCGAAACAACCGUCGUCACCGUGCAAGCGCCGGCCCCGCUCCCCUUCGACCUGGGCGGCUUCCACUGGGGCGACGAUGUCGCCUUCGACACGGGGACGGGCGGGCUGGACAUGGACGCGGGGUUGACGCGGAGCACGGCGACGCUGGUCGACGACGUCAUACGCGGCUGCUUGCUGGGUAAGUGCGGUUAUGCGCUGCGCGAGAUUAUUGUGCUAGGGUUCGGACAGGGCGGGAUGGCUGGGUUGGUGGCGGCGAGGGAGUUGGGGUUGGGGAGAGGUUCCUCUGAACAACAGGAUCAAUUGCAACAGCAACAACAACAACAACAGACUGGUGCGCUGGCUGGUGUGAUCUCCAUUGGUGCUCCCUACCCACUGUCGGGGUCCCGCGCUGGCGCGAAAAACCGCUCGCCCGUCCUGCUGGUUGCGGGCCGGGACUCGGUGGCCGUGUCGGAUGCUGCGGUGCGGAGGACGGAGGAGGUCUUUGAGUUUGUUGAGCUGAGCCGCUAUGCGCGCAAGGGCGAUGGCAUGCCCUCGAACCGCGAUGAGAUGCUGCCUGUCAUGCAGUUCUUUGCGCGGCGGUUGCGCAGUCGGCAGGGAGUGCCGGAGGGCAGCGUCGAAAUUACAUGA
Messenger RNA from Penicillium alfredii, 795 nucleotides. RefSeq names its product alpha/beta hydrolase. The transcript has a single exon. Gene Ontology annotation, biological process: protein depalmitoylation. Gene Ontology annotation, cellular component: cytoplasm. The record is from RefSeq and is a predicted model, not a curated record. The coding region runs from base 1 to 795 and encodes 264 amino acids. Lineage: Eukaryota; Fungi; Ascomycota; Eurotiomycetes; Eurotiales; Aspergillaceae. Gene Ontology annotation, molecular function: palmitoyl-(protein) hydrolase activity; carboxylic ester hydrolase activity.